Carcharodon carcharias (great white shark) is the source of this 4440-nucleotide messenger RNA. RefSeq names its product TGFB-induced factor homeobox 1 (gene tgif1). NCBI's taxonomy places the organism in Eukaryota, Metazoa, Chordata, Chondrichthyes, Lamniformes, Lamnidae. The transcript is spliced from 3 exons. The record is from RefSeq and is a predicted model, not a curated record. Gene Ontology annotation, molecular function: RNA polymerase II cis-regulatory region sequence-specific DNA binding; DNA-binding transcription factor activity, RNA polymerase II-specific. Bases 369 to 1151 code for a protein of 260 amino acids. Gene Ontology annotation, biological process: regulation of transcription by RNA polymerase II.
UGUCAGCUCCUGAGGAGGUAGAGAGGGAGGGAGGCGAUCCGUUCCGAACUAGUUUCGAGCGCCAGGUAGCAGCGAUGUGUUUACCUUUUGUUUGAAUCCUCCAGCGAGCAACACGUUGGGGCAGAGCAAACAGAGCACCCACCGUGUGCUCCGCUCACAACACUGCAGCCGCGCUGCCACAACUACUUAGAUUUAUAUAUGUAAACUUUCCUCUUCCCGACUUGCUGCUUCGUUUUGUUUUUAAAUUUGGAAACAUCAUCGGAAAGAUUGUUUUGAUUUUGUUCGUCCGUUUCCUUCCCUCCUCCCCACUCCCUCCCCUCCCCGGUGAAUCUCGCUUGGAGUGCUUGGAGACACAUUUCUGGAGCACGAUGAAAGCUAAGAAAGCGAUGGGCCCGGUGUGCGGCAGUGAGACUGAAGACGACGACAGUCUGGAGGUGCCUCUUGACCUGUCUCAUUCAGGGAAGCGGAGGAGACGGGGGAACCUUCCCAAGGAGUCUGUGCGGAUCCUGCGGGACUGGCUGUACGAGCAUCGCUAUAAAGCAUAUCCAUCUGAACAGGAGAAGACCCAACUGUCGAGGCAGGCGCAGCUAUCUGUACUGCAGGUCUGUAACUGGUUCAUUAACGCACGCCGCAGACUUCUGCCAGACAUGCUGAGAAAGGAUGGCAAGGACCCCAACAAUUUCACAAUCUCUCGCCGAGGCAGUAAGAGUGUAGAUCCCACCUCAAUGACUUCUAACAGCUAUGUUCCAGACCUUGACGAAAGAUCAUUCGGAUCGACAAGCUCCAGCCCAGAAAAUAGAGAGACCUCUCCAUGUAGCAUCUCUUCCGCUGGAGGAUUCCUGCCAAGACCUUCAGUCAUAUGUCACACUACUGUCUCCACACCAAAUGACGUGCCUUUACACUACUGCCCACCUGCCAGCAUAGAUGGAAUGGAUCUUUUGUCAAAUGCAGGUUUAGUGGAUACCAAUCCUGGAUGCUCCAAAGAUGCUGUUCAGGUGGGGUCAAACCCAACCCCCCAGAGUGGACUGUUUAACACUCCUCCACCCACUCCUCCAGACCUCAAUCAAGAUUUCAGUGGAUUUCAGCUGCUGGUGGAUGUUGCGCUUAAACGAGCUGCGGAAAUGGAAUCCCAGUCCAAGCUUACGGCUUAAAUCCUACUCACUCUGGCUGCCAAACUGACUUGAGGCAAGAAAAACACUAAAGCAAAAAAGUUGUUUCAUGUGGAAAACGGAUGCUUUAUGCAGCAUGAUGCCUUCUUAUUUGCACAAGGGAAUCCCAAAACAUGGCUUCCUAUCACAGAAUUGUCUUAACAAACUGCUCGCAUGGAGACAGAUGAACUCAUGACUACUAUAGAUAGAGGUUCUUUAUGUUUUGUAGUUGCUGAUAAUGUGAGAAUUUUCCCAUGAUUAUGUGAUUCUUUACUUUCAAUCUGUGCAAUAUUUAGAUAAACAGAGCCUUCUUAUGAGUCUUAUCAUUCCUGCAUGGAAAAAUGAUGUGGCCCGUGCAUUGUUUAGAACCAACAGUUUUUAUAUAUAAUUAUGUAUUAUCACUGGGGCUUAUUUCUAAAAUGAGUUUUGAUUUAUUCUUUCAGUCUUUAUUUCAGUGUAAGGCAGCAAACCAUGGACCUGGAGAACAGAACUUUAAUGUACUUUGCCUGCAAUGACUGUUUUUAUUGUGCAGACUUUUUCUCUGCUUUAAAGUUCCAGUUGUUACAGCAGGACCUGUGCAUAGGCAGUACCACGCCUGCAAUAUGUUUUACCUGUGGCUGCCAUCACUGGUAUGCUGCUAUUCUGGUAGCCAUGGUUACCUAACCUUAAGUUAGCUGCUGUAUCUGUAUCAAUAAUGAUGUCCAAAGUAGAGAAUGAGACUUAAACCACCCGCUGCAUGUUCAAAAUGCUUUAGCUACUCAAUUGAUAACCUAAUCACCAAUUUGGUGAUUUCAGAUUUGGUGGCUGGUGUGGCUAAAAUCUAAGUCUCGAGCAAAAAGUCUUGAAUGUACAUCUCUUGUAUUGAUUCUUUCUGGUUUUGCUUUCUCUUGUGCAUAUUUCACGUGGAGGCACUGAAUCACAAGUCUGUUCCACCCAGGUCAUCCUCUUCCAUUACAGGUGGAGACGACAUAGCUUCCUGAAACAUUGCCUUUUAUAGCUGGUGUUGUGAGAUCUGGACGUGUUACUGGUGGAGCUCAUAUAUUGUUGGUUUGUCACCUACCAUUGUCAGUGUCUUGAGAUAUUAAUGCUAAAAAAUCAUCCAUGAUGGCUGUGCCAUUAUGCUUUCUGAAUUUUCCAAGUUGUGAUUCAAAAUGAAGUUAGGACCGGCAUUAAGUGAAGGACUUGGCUAUGUUUCUAUACCUGCUGUUACGUAACUGGUUAGGGCAUGAGAUUCCAUGGGGCUUUCCCUGAUCUCCUGCUGUGACUUGUUGUUUACAACCUUUUAUGUGGGGGAUUCUAGCAGUCUCCUGCUUGAGUAAUGGCAAGAGUGCGAGAGAAUCGCUGCAGAAUUUCAGGACAUAAGUUCAAAUGUAUAUGACUAAAUUUGCUAAUAGGCAUAGAGAUUAGUGGACGUAUUAUGUUGCCAUGCUUGUGCUGGUUUUAGUUUCUGUCACCCUGACAAUGCACCUUAUCUCAAAGACGCAUUCCAAUUCAUUCUUCAGUUUCUCAGUAGUGCCAGAGUAGAGGAUAUCUAACAUGAAGCCCUGCUGGCAAUGUUCAAUUUUUUUUUUAAAAGUACUAAGCUUGGCUGCUGACCCUUUAAUCGUUGAAGUGCUAUUUUUCUGGGAUGACUCCCAGGCAUAGUGGAAUGUACUCUACAACCCAUUUACUUUGCUUAAGCAGUGGGUGGGGAGAUGAAAGAAUGUGUAAUUUAAAAAUCAGUUUCCGUGUCUUAAGAUAUUGAGUAGCUUGAGCCUUGGAAAUUGUAGUGAUUGUUUUAGCAGCUAGUUUAAAAAUAAAUACAGAAUUGAUUGGUACCUUGAAGAAGACCUGUGAGUGAUUUUUGGGAUCUUUUCAGCUGGAAAAAAAUUAAGAUUAUUUAAACUGUACCUAGCUGUAGUAAUUUCUUUCUUCCCUCCUCCCCACCAACUCCCUAUCCCUAUAUAUAUAUUUUUUAAGCUAGUUUGUAAUACAUGGCUGAUGCUCCUGUUAACCUGUCUGCAUUAUGAGCAGGUAAGUGCCGAAAUCAUGAUGCAAGUAUGCUAUGCCAAACCUUAUUUACCAUCUUUUACAUGCAGCAGCUGGCUGAUGGCUGAACACUUUCCCAAGCAAUUUUAUAGGUUGGAGAAAGGCUUAUGACUCUAGCAUAGUUGGGUGAUUUUCAUACUGGUUACACAACUUAAGAAAUGAUUUCUACUGCUACAAUGUAGCAAACCUGUCUUCUCUGCCACAUCUGCAUUUGUUGCAAAGCAGUUUAUGGGAACAAGACAAUUGGGCCCUGAAAUUCCUUGUGGAUUCUUGCUAUAACUUUAGUAUGAACCCAGCAAAAUCCCCCAAAGAAACACCAACAAUUACCUUUUCAUCCAUUUAUGUGUUUGUCUUAGAAUCCCAAUAAAGUUUCAACGGGAGGUUGGGGAACCCUCCCGCAGAACCUAUGAGUACAGAAGCUGGAAUUAUAUCCUACCUCCUGAAGAAGGGUCAUGCAUGCAGUUUUAAGUUUUUUCCAGGUCCUAAUGCCUACAUAUGUAAGGGGCUGGAUUUUGUCCCAUGAUAAAGCCAAAUAUCCACUAAAAUAAUUUCUAGAUGUGACUUUCAAAAGAGAGUCUGGUCUCCAUAACCUGUACCUCUUAUAAAGAAUUAUGAUCAACUUUUUCUUUGGAUGGGCUCUAGUUCCAUUUUCUUAUAUAAUUUAUUAAUAUUAUGGAUGCUGAUGACCUGACAGGCACUGUCUUGCUGUUGCUGACUGAAACUUGAAUGGCAGCUGAUUUAACACGCUGUUAAAGUGACAAAAUCACUGAAGCAUUCCAAAUUAUUGACUGUCAUUGUGAAUUAUAAUUCAGUUCACAUUCCUUUCUCGUUGGUCAACAGUACUGUAUUGAAACAUUAUUUUUCCUGACUUAAAAUUAAUCAUAAUUAUUUACCCUUUUUAAAAAGAAUUAGUGGCAUUUCCUACUUUUAAACUAGAUUUUUUAACCCUUCAAUCUAGAAGGUAUUUGUACAAUUUGCAUCCUUGUGGUCAUCUUACAAUUGUAAAGCUGAGUGAAGUCAGACUGUACUGAAUGAACCUGGUCCAUUUUUUUUUUUUGCAUUGAUGUUUGCCUUAUUGAUUAAUCAGGUUGCAAAGACCUGUGAAGACUGACUAAAGCUGCAGUAUUCCUCUUUGCCUUGCCAUUGGAUUCUGCAGGCAGGGUUCUUCUCACUUCCUAAUUAUAGGGUGGGGGCAACAGAAUGCAGUUUCACAAUGUAUCCAAUUUUGAUUAAAAAAAUAAUAAAUUACUUUAUUCCUUCCUAA